AUGGCGACUGCUGCACCAUCACCACGGCCACCAUCUCCUUCGUUGCUGGACAAACUCGACGAGAUAGCACCAACCUCGCUAGCUGAAUUUGACGCUUUUCCCAAACUUCCGUCAACCUACAAAACACGUUCUGAGUCUCGUGGAUUUCUCACCCUUUUCGUCGCUAUCAUUGCUUUCCUGCUCGUGCUCAAUGACCUUGGAGAAUACAUAUUCGGCUGGCCCGACUUCGAGUUCAGUGUCGACGGAGACCAAACAAAUGACAUGAAGCUGAAUGUCGACCUGGUGGUGAACAUGCCAUGUCAAUACCUGAGUGUCGACUUGCGCGAUGCUGUGGGAGACAGGCUGUUUCUCAGCAGCAACUUCAGGCGGGAUGGUACCAAGUUUGAUGUUGGACAAGCGACUACUCUUAAGGAGCAUGCUGCUGCGCUCUCUGCGCGCCAGGCCAUUGCCCAAUCGCGCUCGUCUCGUGGCUUUUUCUCGACGUUGUUUCAGAGAAACAAAGACCCGUAUCGCCCUACGUACAACUACGAGAAGGAUGCCAGCGCAUGUAGAAUAUACGGCACGAUAUCGGCGAAAAAGGUGACAGCGAAUUUGCACGUCACGACUCUCGGACACGGGUACACAACCGGCCACCACGUUCAGCACAACCACAUGAACCUCUCUCAUGUCAUUACGGAGUUCUCGUUCGGGCCCUACUUCCCAGACAUCGUACAGCCACUUGACGACUCGCUCGAGCUGACCGAAGAGCAGUUCGUCGCGUACACGUACUUCCUGCACGUCGUGCCGACUACAUAUAUUGCGCCUCGGACGGCGCCACUACAUACAUACCAGUACAGCGUCACGCACUACACGCGGGUGCUGGAGCCACACCAGGGCGUCCCGGGGAUAUUCUUCAAGUUCGACCUGGAGCCGGUCAGCCUGACGAUCCACCAGCGAACGACGACCCUCGUGCAACUGCUGAUUAGAUGCGUCGGAGUGAUUGGCGGGUUGUUCGUGUGCAUGGGCUACGCUGUGCGGAUCACGACGCGCGCGGUUGAGGCCGUCACGGGCACAGACAAGACCACGGGCAUCAUCGAGGCAGAAGCGAGCGGGGUCGGGGUCGGGAUUCGCAAGCGGUUCGGCAGCACGGACCUGCGCCUGCGCCCGUCGCACAACGUCAUGCGGCAGGGCUCGGGCUGGGUUGUCGAAGGCGGAAGUCCGUACGGCAGCUAUGCCAGCACACCCGUUGCAGCGUCGCAUCCGUCCACCCCGUACAGCCAAACCUUCGCUUCCCUUCAUCCUGCAAGUGCACUGUCAAGCCCGAACCUCGACACGACGCGCCGGCCAACCUCUGUGUAUGGCUUGGGGAUCUCGUCGCCUGGCUUUGGUCCUAUACCAGGCGUGACAUCGCCACCCUUACCUUCCUCAGCCGCACGUCCACUGGCGAUGCACUCGCCGUACACAGCGAGCGCGAUGGGCUCCACUUUCCCGACCGCUGCGACGGCAGGCUCCCCAUACAACCCGGAUGCGGGCUCGCUACCACCUACACCAGGAGCAGGGAACAACAUGUACGCGCACUUCCCACCGACACCCAAUUCGGCGAACGGGGCAGGCGCUGGGUUCCCGCGAUCGCCCGGCCCUAGUGCGUCAGCCCCCCCUCCACCGCCAGGUCAGGCUCGACGGGAGAGUUGGCUCCGACAUGAGAGCAGCGCAAGCGUGGGCAAGGCCAAAGGUGAUUGA
Messenger RNA from Sparassis crispa, 1719 nucleotides. Its product is annotated as DUF1692-domain-containing protein. Gene Ontology annotation, cellular component: endoplasmic reticulum; endoplasmic reticulum membrane; Golgi membrane. The transcript is spliced from 6 exons. The coding region runs from base 1 to 1719 and encodes 572 amino acids. Gene Ontology annotation, biological process: endoplasmic reticulum to Golgi vesicle-mediated transport; retrograde vesicle-mediated transport, Golgi to endoplasmic reticulum. NCBI's taxonomy places the organism in Eukaryota, Fungi, Basidiomycota, Agaricomycetes, Polyporales, Sparassidaceae. The record is from RefSeq and is a predicted model, not a curated record.